AUGGAGCAUCGUCUGGGAAUUAUAUUGCAGAAAUGUAAAACAGCCAACCAAUUGAAACAAAUCCAUCUUCAAAUUCUCAUCAACGGAUUAAAACAUAGCAACUUUUUAGCAGUCAAGCUCAUGCCACUUUCCUCGGACUUGAUCUCUUUCGAUCACGCUCUCAAACUGUUCAAUGAUUUGCCGACUCCAAAUCUCAUCUUUCACAAUACAUUGAUCAAGUGCUCGAUCGGAAAGUCCCACAAAAUCGCAGCCGUCGCUUUCAACCGAUUGCGAGAGUCCGACAUUUUGGCAAACAGUUUCACUUUCACAUUUCUGCUUAGUUGCUUCGCGUCGUUUCAGAAGCUGCGAUGCGGCGAGACGGUUCACGGUCAUGUUUUGAAGAUCGGAUAUUCGUGUAGCGUGUUUGUGAUGAACAAUCUCCUGGAUUUCUACAGUAAAUGCGCGGCGGAUUUGGGGGUAGUCGUGAAGGUGUUCGAUGAAAUGUCUGAGAGAGAUGUUGUCUCGUGGAACACGAUGAUUAGGGCGUACAUGAGCUGCGGGGAGGUAGCUUGCGCGAUGAGGCUGUUCGAGGCGAUGCCGGAGAAGAAUUUGGUGUCGUGGAACACCGUUGUUUCGGGGCUCGUGAAGGGAGGCAGGAUGGAGCUGGCUGAUGAGGUUUUCCUGCGAAUGCCCGAGAGGAAUAGCGUGUCUUGGAACACGAUGAUCUCGGGUUACAUCAAGCUAGGCGAGUUGGGAAGGGCGAGGGAGUUGUUUGAUCAGAUGCCGGAGAGAAGCGUAGCUUCUUGGACGACAAUGGUCUCGGGCUAUGCGACGAAUGGCGACAUUGCCUCUGCGAGAAUGGUAUUCGACCAAAUGCCGUCGAAGAAUGUGAUCUCGUGGAACGCUAUGAUCGCUGGCUGUGUUAGCAACAGCGCUUUUGACGAGGCUUUAUCUGUUUUCCAAGAAAUGCUGGUCGAUGGCAGAUGCAUGCCCAAUCAGACGACGCUGAUCAGCAUCCUAUCUGCCUGCACGCACUCGAAUUCGCUUGAACACGGGAGAUGGAUCGAAUCAUACAUGAGGAAGAACAAAUUCGAGCUCUCGCUUCCCCUAGGCAACGCCCUGAUAGACAUGUUCGCCAAGUGUGGGGAUCUAGAAAGCGCGGAGAUCAUCUUCCACAAGAUGCCCCGGAGAUGCAUCAUCACUUGGACCACGAUGAUCUCGGGGCUGGCAGUAAAUGGCCGUUGCAGGGAAGCCCUAGACCUCUUCGACACCAUGUGUGCGGAAGGCCAGGAGCCCGAUGAUGUGAUCUUCAUCGCGGUGCUCUCAGCCUGUACCCAUGGAGGGCUGCUCGAAGAAGGGAAGGCAUUGUUCAACCGAAUGGUGCAGGAUUUUGGAAUUGAGGCGCGGAUUGAGCACUACGGAUGCAUGGUGGACGUUCUUGCUCGAGCAGGGAAGAUAGAGGAAGCCAUUAGGUUUACAGAGAGUAUGCAUUUGGAGGCUAAUUCAGUGAUUUGGGCAACUCUGUUAUCUGCUUGUAAACUCCAUGGGAAUAGGGAUUUGAUGGAGUUGUUGAACACAAAGAUUUUGGAACAAGAGCCGAAUAAUGCCAAUUAUCUGAAGCUGAUCACAGACUUGAGCUCUUCUGCUGGGCAGUGGCAGGAGGCAUCGAUUUUUCGAGUGGCUGCUCGAGAACAGGGGAGGGAGAAAGUUACGGGCUGCAGCUCGAUUCACGUGGGAGAAAGUGUUCAUGAAUUUGUUGCUAAAGACACCAGCCAUCCACAGAGAAAGGAGGUUUAUAAAGCUUUGAGGAGUUUAAAUAGACAAAUGAAGCCUCUGUUUGGUGUCAAUGUAGAUUCAACUUUGUCAUGUUAAUUGCACGUAACCGAAACUUGUAUCAACAGUUAUGUUCUAACGCGUUUCAUUAUUAAUCACAACCCUCUAAAUUUCGCGGGUAAUUCAGGUCA
Messenger RNA from Salvia splendens (bonfire salvia), 1943 nucleotides. RefSeq names its product pentatricopeptide repeat-containing protein At3g29230. Lineage: Eukaryota; Viridiplantae; Streptophyta; Magnoliopsida; Lamiales; Lamiaceae. The record is from RefSeq and is a predicted model, not a curated record. Gene Ontology annotation, biological process: RNA modification. The transcript has a single exon. Gene Ontology annotation, molecular function: RNA binding; protein binding. The coding region runs from base 1 to 1851 and encodes 616 amino acids.